This is a messenger RNA of Protopterus annectens (West African lungfish), 4432 nucleotides long. It is a transcript of the gene SYMPK, whose product is annotated as symplekin scaffold protein. The record is from RefSeq and is a predicted model, not a curated record. NCBI's taxonomy places the organism in Eukaryota, Metazoa, Chordata, Ceratodontiformes, Protopteridae. Gene Ontology annotation, cellular component: mRNA cleavage and polyadenylation specificity factor complex. The transcript has 27 exons. The coding region runs from base 183 to 4043 and encodes 1286 amino acids.
AUAUAGCUGUUGUUGGUAUCAAGAUGGCAGCGCCCAUGUUGAGUUAGAGGGAUGUUCUUAUUUUCAGAAUGUAGUGAAUAAAAUUAAUUGCCCUGCUUAGUUUUUUUUUUCUCGGUGCGGAUUUAUGUUCUGUCGCUUUUUUUCACAUGGUUUUGUUGUGAAUCAGGCUAAGCAGUGAAACUAUGGCAGCCAUCAAAGCAUCAGCAGGGGAUGUCAACAGUCGGAUGAGCAUGGCCUCUCAAUUUUUUGCAGAGGAGGACAGUUUGGCUCUAGACAGCAUGACUACUUCAGAAAGGGUUGUGGACUUACUUAACCAGGCUUCUUUGGCUGUCAGUGAUGCUAAACUCACUAUGCUCAAACAGGUUCAGGAACUCAUUAUAAACAAGGAUCCCACGCUACUGGACAAUUUCCUGGAUGAAAUCAUAGCCUUCCAGGCAGAUAAAAUGGUAGAGGUACGAAAGUUCGUUGUAGGAUUUAUAGAAGAAGCUUGUAAAAGAGACAGUGAGCUGCUGCUAAAACUCAUUGCCAACUUGAACAUGUUGCUGAAGGAUGAGAAUGUCAAUGUGGUGAAGAAGUCCAUCCUCACAAUGACCCAGUUGUACAGAGUGGCAUUACAGUGGAUGGUCAAAUCAAGAGUGAUAGGCGAGCUACAGGAAUCAUGCUGGGAAAUGGUGUCUAGCAUGGCAAGUGAUAUUAUAGGGAUGCUGGAUUCUGACAACGAUGGGAUCAGAACACAUGCUAUCAAGUUUGUUGAGAGUCUUAUCAUCACCUUGUCUCCACGUACACCAGACUCAGAUGUCCCAAAAAAGCAAGAGAAUGAAAUCAGCCUUGAUAAAGUCCCAAAGGAUCACCCUUACAUCAAAUACGAUCAAUUGAAUGAGGAAGGCAAGGAAGCUCUUGAGCAACUGUUGAAGUUUAUGGUCCAUCCUGCCAUCUCCAGCAUCAACCUAGUUACAACAUUGGGAUCUCUGGCUAACAUUGCACGACAGCGGCCCAUGUUUAUGUCCGAAGUUAUCCAGGCUUAUGAAACACUGCAUGCUAACCUUCCCCCUACUUUGGCAAAGUCCCAAGUAAGUAGUGUAAGGAAGAACUUAAAACUACAUCUUCUGAGUGUGCUGAAGCAUCCAUCAUCCUUAGAAUUUCAUGCACAGAUUACUACACUGCUAUUGGACCUUGGAACCCAGCAGCAAGAAAUUUUAAGGAACAUGCCCAGUUUGAGGGAUAUGCGAAAACGCCAGCGUGAGGAGAGUGACAAAGGGACCAAAAUGUUGAAAAUUGAACCACCACUGGCUGAAGAUGAUGAGGAUAAGGAUCUGGAGACGGUUUCAACAUCGGUCCCAAAGACACCCACUCAGAGCACCCAGUCUGCCAUUGAUAUCACUGCGGAGUUCUUGACGCCACUUCUGACACCAGAAAAUGUUGCCAAUUUGGUUUUAAUCAGCAUGGUUUACCUUCCUGAUACAAUGCCUGCAUCUUUCCAAGCGACAUACACUCCUGUUGAAUCUGCAGGUACUGAAGUGCAGAUCAGACAUCUUGCAAGGCUCAUGGCCACACAGAUGACUUCAGCUGGUCUUGGACCAGGUGUAGAACAACUGAAGCUUCCUAAACCAGAACAGAAAGAAGAUAAAGGCGUUAAACAAGAAGGUGUGGUUAUUAAACGCCGUCUCUCUGCUCUGUCACAGGGGCAAGCAAUUUCUGUGGUAGGUUAUACAGAACCUUCUCAACCUGAAGAAGCCCCACAAGCCAAGCGACGCCCAGAGCCUAUAAUUCCAUCAGCACAGACCAGAUCUGUGGGAAGUAGUGGACGAAAAAAAGUAUUCCGUCUGAGUGAUGUGAUUCAGAAACUGUCCGAUUCACAGAUGGAGAAUAUGAAGUUCGCAGCUGUGAAUAGGAUUCUCCAGGCAGAAAAGGCUGUUGCAUAUAGUGGUGCAGCCCAGAUCCGUGUGAAGAUCCUGUCUCGCCUCAUCACCCAAUUUGAUGGAAGGCUAAAAGCAAGAGUGUUGGAUUUCAUCUUGGAGGAUAUUAGAAACCGCCAUGACCUGGCUUUUGCAUGGAUUUUUCAGGAGUAUGCCAUCUAUUUGAACCAGUACCCAAAGGGUUCACUGAAGAAUUAUGAAGAGUGCCUUAUUUCACUGCUAGUGGGUUUACAGGAAAGGCCUGAGCAGAAAGAUGGGUUGUUUUCAAGACUGGUGUUGGAGGCCCCUAUCAUUACAGAAAGUGCACUGGAAGUAGUCAGAAAGUACUGUGAAGAUGAGACUAGAGCAUGUCUAGGAAUGUCUAUCCUUCAAGAUCUAAUCUUUAAGCGACCUUCAAGGCAGUUUCAGUACUUACAUGUACUCCUGGAUUUGUGUUCUAGUGAGAAGGACAAGGUCCGCAAGAAAGCUUUGUUAUGUAUAAAGAAGAUGUAUGAGAAGGAACAGUUGCGCGAGUACAUUGAGAAAUUUGCUCUGAACUAUUUGCAGCUACUUGUUCAUCCCAUUCCACCUUCUGUAUUAUUUGGUGCUGAUAAGGAUACAGAGGUGGCUGCUCCAUGGACAGAUGAGACUGUUAAACAGUGUCUGUAUCUGUAUCUUGCUCUCCUUCCUCAGAAUCACAAGUUAAUUCAUGAACUGGCAUCUGUAUACACAGAAGCUAUUGCUGACAUAAAGCGCACCAUUCUGCGUGUCAUUGAACAACCGAUUCGUGGAAUGGGGAUGAAUUCUCCUGAGCUCUUAUUGCUUGUGGAAAAUUGCCCAAAAGGAGCAGAAACUCUCGUUACACGCUGUCUACAUAUUCUGACAGAUAAAGUGCCUCCAUCACCAGAGCUGGUGAAACGAGUUAGAGACCUGUACCAGAAGCGGCUCCCAGAUGUGAGGUUCCUUAUCCCAGUGCUCAAUGGUCUUGAAAAGAAAGAGGUUAUCCAAGCUCUUCCAAAGCUUAUCAAACUGAACCCUGUUGUUGUUAAGGAGGUCUUCAACCGCUUGCUUGGAACCCAGCAUGGUGAUGGAAAUUCAGCUGUAUCACCACUGAACCCUGGAGAGUUACUAAUUGCAUUGCACAAUAUUGAUUCAUCAAAAUGUGACAUGAAAUCAAUUAUAAAAGCCACAAACCUGUGCUUCGGUGAGAGGAAUGUUUAUACCUCUGAGGUCCUGGCUGUCGUGAUGCAGCAGCUGAUGGAGCAAAAUCCACUUCCAAUGUUGCUGAUGAGAACAGUCAUCCAGUCGCUUACCAUGUACCCGCGCCUUGGUGGCUUUGUGAUGAAUAUCCUUUCUCGUCUCAUUCUGAAGCAGGUGUGGAAAUAUCCAAAAGUGUGGGAAGGAUUUAUUAAGUGCUGCCAGCGUACAAAGCCCCAGUCCUUCCAAGUUUUGCUACAGCUUCCACCUCAGCAGCUUAAUGCUGUCUUUGAAAAAUGCCCAGAGCUACGAGAACCACUGUUAAAUCAUGUUCGAUCCUUCACCCCACACCAGCAAGCUCACCUGCCUAGUGCGAUUAUGGCAGCAUUGGAAGUCAACACUAAAGAGGAUGCUGAGGUUACAGAAUCCAAACCAGAUGAUGAGGAGGAAAUGGAGUGUCAGCCUGUUGCCUCUGCGCAACAAGAAGCAAUGGCAGCCCGUCUAGCACAGGAAAAAGCUCUGAAGCGUCGUUUAGAGGAUGAACAGAAACUCAAACAGCUUGUUACACCACCAAAACCUUUGCAUACCCAUCCUGUUCAGUUGACAUCAACGCCUCUAGAGGAAGCUAUGGAGUUUCAAAAUGAAGAGGCAGAACCAGAAACACCAGCCAUCUUCAUCAACUUGAAGGAUGAGGAUGGUUCUGGUGGGGAAGAGAUCUCCCCUUUUGAAGCUGUUGUAAACAGUAUUAAUGGCAUUAAGGAUUCUACUCCUGGGGAGUCAUCAAGCAAAAGUGUUCCAGUAGAAGCAGAAGAAAAGAGUGAAACGGUAAAGCUCAUCCACAAGGACCAACUAGGACUCGUAUCUUCCGCAACUGCCACAGAUGUUCAGUCUGUGAAGAAGGAGAAGAAAGAAGAUGAACCAAUGGAACAGAGUCUAGAGAAAGAUGUAUAAACAUUUGUAGAAUUAGGGGAGGGUCCAGAGAAGCCAGAUAAACAUAAUUAUAUUUAAAAAAACUGUUGUCUGCAGUAGACAUAAAAAUUGUGCAGAGUGCAUCUCUUCCCUUCCACAGUGACAGAUAACUUAAGUGUAUUACCACUGUUAAGAAAUGGGAACUAAAUUUCUGACAAACCCGUUUAGGCUGUAUUAGAUCUGAUUGCCUUCCCUGCACAGAAACUUUACCUCAGAUAAAUUCAAGACUGUUCCCUGAAUUUUUUUUUUUUGUAAAUGAGACAUUUUAUGUAAAUGAACUCUGAUACUUGUUCAAAAGUUUUUGACAGUGUAAUGAAUUGCUGAUUUGUGAUUGAGAGUAAUGGAAGUAAGUCAUUAUACCUUUAUUCUGA